Aricia agestis (brown argus) is the source of this 529-nucleotide messenger RNA. RefSeq names its product late histone H2B.L4-like. Lineage: Eukaryota; Metazoa; Arthropoda; Insecta; Lepidoptera; Lycaenidae. The record is from RefSeq and is a predicted model, not a curated record. Gene Ontology annotation, biological process: nucleosome assembly. Gene Ontology annotation, cellular component: nucleosome. Gene Ontology annotation, molecular function: DNA binding; protein heterodimerization activity; structural constituent of chromatin. Bases 57 to 449 code for a protein of 130 amino acids. The transcript has a single exon.
UUUUCAACUCGGACACGCCAAACAGUAAGCACUACGCAUAACACAAAUGUAACAAAAUGGCGCCGACAAAAGUGCCGAAGAAACCGCUCAAAUCCAUGGAGAAACCGAUCGAGAAACCCAUAUCGAAAGUAAAAAAGAUGAAGAAGAGGAACUACCAGAGCUUCUCGAUCUACAUCUUCAAAUUAUUAAGGAGCAUUACGAAAGACGCGUUCGGUAUUUCGCGCCACUCGAUGUUGAUAAUGAACAACUUCGUGAACGACAUGCUGGAGAAGAUCGCCGCUGAAGCGGGGACCCUGGUGGCCCACGGGAAGAAGACGACGCUCUCCAGCCGCGAGAUCCAGACCGCGGUGCGGCUGCUGAUCCCUGGUGAGCUGGCCACGCACGCCAACGUCGAAGCCCUCAAGGCCAUAUCUUUGUACCACAAGAGCCACGAAAUAGAGAAGGUUUGACGGCACCGCCCUGGUGGAGACUGUGAUUUGAUGAAUGUGAUUUGUUUAUAAUGAUUAUUUAAUAUAUUUCGUAAUGGUUA